Messenger RNA from Diplodia corticola, 1017 nucleotides. RefSeq names its product glycerate dehydrogenase. NCBI's taxonomy places the organism in Eukaryota, Fungi, Ascomycota, Dothideomycetes, Botryosphaeriales, Botryosphaeriaceae. The record is from RefSeq and is a predicted model, not a curated record. The coding region runs from base 1 to 1017 and encodes 338 amino acids. Gene Ontology annotation, molecular function: oxidoreductase activity, acting on the CH-OH group of donors, NAD or NADP as acceptor; NAD binding. The transcript has 2 exons.
AUGGUGCACCACCGCAUCGUCGCGCUGGAGGCCAUGCACACGGCGCCGCCACCCUUCGACUUCCCGGCGCCGCACACGUUCGACAUGACGGUGCACCAGCGCACCGAGGCGCACCAGCUGCACGAGCGCAUCCGCGACGCGACCAUCGUCAUCAACGUGGUGCACCCGAUCAAGGGCGAGGCGCUCUCGCCGGCGGUGACGCCGCACCUGCGCCUCAUCGCCGUCAUGGCCGCCGGCACCGACAGCGUCGAUCUGGACGCGUGCCGGGCCCGCGGCAUCCGCGUCGUCAACUGCGCCCACGCCAACGUCCAGAGCGUCGCCGAGCACGCCCUGGGCCUGUACUUUGCCGCCCGCCGCCGCACCGUCGUCAUGCACGAGCGCACCGUCGGCUCCGUGGGCGACGGCACCGAGUGGGCGGCCAGGAACACGCUGAAUCCGUACAUGCGUGCCGCUGGCGGGCGCGCCCCGCUCAACUGCGACGAGGAGGUCGUGGCCAUCAUCGGGAACGGGGCAAUCGGCAAGCGCUUCGCUCAGCUCGCGCGGCUGAUGGACAUGAAGGUGCUGGUGGCGGCGCGCAAGGGCGACAGCAAGCCGGCGCCGGCCGACCGCGUCUCCUUUGGCGAAGCGCUCGAGAAGGCGACGGUGGUGGUGCUGACGUGCCCGCGCAGCCCGGAGACCAUGGACCUGAUGUCGACGGCCGAGUUCGAGCGCAUGCGGCCCGAGGCGGUGGUCAUCAACGUGUCGCGCGGCGGCAUCGUCAACGAGCGGGCGCUGGUGCAGGCGCUGCGCGACGGCAAGAUUGCUGGCGCCGCGACCGACGUCUUCGAGAAGGAGCCGGCGCUGGGCGGCGAGAAGGCAGACAGCGUGCUCUUGGCCCCCGACGCGCGCGGGCUGAACUUGACCGUCAGUCCCCAUGUUGCCUGGUUUGGCGAGAAGACCAUGGAGAACUACCAGCGCAUCCUGGCCGCGAACAUCAUAGGCUGGUUGGUGGGCAAAGAGCAGAAUGUCGUUGCCUGA